AUGGAGGAAGGGGAGUUGGGAGCAUGGAGGAAGGGGAGUGGGGAGCAUGGAGGAAGGGGAGUUGGGAGCAUGGAGGUGGGGAGCAUGGAGGAAGGGAGUGGAGAGCGUGGAGGAGGGGAGUGGGGAGCAGCGAGGAAGGGGAGUGGGGAGCAGGGAGGAAGGGGAGUGGGGAGAAUGGAGGAAGGGGAGUUGGGAGCAUGGAGGAAGGGGAGUGGGGAGCAUGGAGGAAGGGGAGUGGGGAGCAUGGAGGAAGGGGAGUGGGGAGCAUGGAGGAAGGGGAGUUGGGAGCAUGGAGGAAGGGGAGUGGGGAGCAUGGAGGAAGGGGAGUGGGGAGUAUGGAGGAAGGGGAGUGGGGAGCAUGGAGGAAGGGGAGUUGGGAGCAUGGAGGUGGGGAGCAUGGAGGAAGGGAGUGGAGAGCGUGGAGGAGGGGAGUGGGGAGCAGCGAGGAAGGGGAGUGGGGAGCAGGGAGGAAGGGGAGUGGGGAGAAUGGAGGUGGGGAGCAUGAAGGAAGGGAGUGGAGAGCGUGGAGGAGGGGAGUUUGGAGCAUGGAGGUGGGGAACAUGGAGGAAGCGAGUGGGGAGCAUGGAGGAGGGGAGCGUGGAGGAAGGGAGUGAGGAGUGUGGAGGAAGGGAGUGGGGAGUUUGGUGGAGCGGAGAGUGGAGGAAGGGAGUGGGGAGCGUGGUGGAGGGGAGCAUGGAGGAAGGGAGUGGGGAGCGUGGAGGCAGGGAGUGGGGAGCCUGA
This is a messenger RNA of Oncorhynchus kisutch (coho salmon), 741 nucleotides long. RefSeq names its product keratin, type I cytoskeletal 9-like. Bases 1 to 741 code for a protein of 246 amino acids. The record is from RefSeq and is a predicted model, not a curated record. The transcript has a single exon. Lineage: Eukaryota; Metazoa; Chordata; Actinopteri; Salmoniformes; Salmonidae.